AUGGACUUCCUAGCCAGCCCACAGUAUGCGGGCUCAGAACGAACAGUGAGGUUUUUCCGUCAGUGGGGCAAGGAGGGUCGGUUCCUUGCAGUUUCGUCAGUCUAUGAGUCUGAGGCCGGGAUUCUCAAGAAUGCGUGUAUGGAGUAUAAAUUCGUAUGCCCGAGUAAGCCUGCGUGCGAGAAGCAAUGGAUUCCUGGAAGGGUUCUCUGCUAUUUUACAGCUUACACAAACUCUAGCAGACGCUGCAAGGUUGCCACUGGGGUGUGUCCCGUCAGCCCAGUUGUUGGCAGGCGUUCACGCUGGAGAUCUUUCGCAGCAAGUUUGAAUUUAGAAAAUGGGCCUGCACCAUCGAGUUCGACAUCGUCUUCAUCAGGGCAGGCUAGUGAGCAGCUGACCUCAGCCGAGUUGAAAUCUCUUUUGGCUGAUAAAGAACGAAGUAAGCUUUUGAGAAAGCUAAGUGAAGCAAACCAGCUGAACCGGUUUCUCAAGAGACAGUCGCAAAUAAAGGAUGAUGCAAUUGUAAAGUUCAGAAGUGAACUUGCUGUUUUGGAACUUGAACUGCAGGCUUUGGUUGGCCUAGCUGAAGAGAUUGCUAAUUUUGAUGUUCCAUCAGGGUCGAGGAAGGUAAAUGGAAAAUAUAUUCAGUCUCAUCUUCUCUCCAGAUUAGAAGCUGUCCAUGACAAGGUUAUGGUACAGAUAAAGGACAUUGAGUCUUUAAGACCUCGAGAAGUCGCUGUCCAUUGGGUUGGCAUGGCUGAGAACGUGCAAAUUAUGGGCUCCUUUGAUGGCUGGUCACAUGGUGAGGCAAUGUCGAGGGAAUAUUCAGGGGAUUAUGCGAGAUUCUCUGCGACUCUGAGGCUUAGACCUGGGAGCUACGAAAUCAAGUUCUUGGUGGACGGGGAGUGGAAACUGUCAUCAGAAUACCCGAUUACCGGCGAGGGAUUGACACAGAACAAUAAACUUGCCGUGGAAUAG
Messenger RNA from Triticum turgidum subsp. durum (durum wheat), 975 nucleotides. Lineage: Eukaryota; Viridiplantae; Streptophyta; Magnoliopsida; Poales; Poaceae. The record is from the annotation of a GenBank genome assembly.